AUGGCUAACCCCGAUCUCUCCGCCAUUCUACCUCGCGUCUUGAUUGUCUCCAGACGAACAGUUCGCAAAAACAAGUUCGUAGAUUUCGUGGGUGAAUAUCAUCUUGAGUUAAUAGUGGGCUAUGGGGCAGUGCCGGUGAUCGUGCCCCGGGUGAACGGCGUUCACAUGUUGCUUGACAGCUUCAAGCCGAUCCAUGGCGUUCUCCUCUGCGAAGGCGAAGACAUCGACCCCUCUCUAUACGUGGCCGACGACGGGCUCUCGCCGGAAGAUAUGGAGGAAAUCCGGCGGCUUCACGCCAGUGACACGGCCAUUGACAAGGAAAAGGACACGAUCGAAUUGAACCUGGCGAAGCUCUGCCUCGAAAGGAACAUACCUUACUUGGGAAUAUGCAGGGGAUCGCAGGUUUUGAACGUUGCAUGUGGCGGUACCCUUUACCAAGACAUCGGGAAAGAGCUAAGCCAGAAAUUGCCGGAGGAACUGAGGGUGAUGCACAUUAAUUAUGACGAUUAUGACGGUCACCGGCACAAGGUGAAGGUGAUGGAGAACACCCCGUUGCAUGAUUGGUUCAGGGAUUCUCUGGAGAAGGGCAAAAUGGAAAUUUUGGUUAACAGUUAUCACCACCAGGGAGUGAAAAAGCUGGCCCAGAGGCUUGUGCCAAUGGCCUAUGCACCGGACGGAUUGGUGGAGGGGUUCUAUGACCCGGAUGCGUACAAUCCCGAAGAGGGUAAGUUCAUAAUGGGGCUCCAGUUUCAUCCGGAGCGAAUGAGGAGACCCGAUUCAGACGAGUUCGAUUAUCCGGGUUGCCCCGCUGCUUACAAGGAAUUUGUGAAGGCGGUAAUCGCAUAUCAGAAGAGGCUCAACAGCUCAACCAGUGCGCCAAGGUCACUAAAGCUUGACCAAGAAAUGGAGAAGCAGAGGAAAGUCCUGGUCCGGAGCUUCUUUCUCGCCAGAAACAUAUAUGCGGGUGGCGGAGACAGAAACUAUCCUUCUAAAGAUUCUGAACUCGAAGUUGGCGCAGAAUUUCUUGAGUCGAACACGGCAUUAAGCUUGGUCCAAGAGAACAGGCUGAAGCAGAUGGGGGCAACGGUGAGGAAUGCGUCGUUCUACUUGGACAGAUUGAGGAAGAACGAAGAAAGAGAGAGUGUAGCGAGGAAAUUGAUUGGGAAGAUGACAGCAGAACAGGUAUCGGAGCUGAUGUCAUUCUAUCACAUGAUGAGCCGGAUCUGCUCUGAAGUCUUGGAAAGAAAGCUUCACAGCAUUAUGAAUGAGGUCGGCCCGUGA
Thlaspi arvense is the source of this 1281-nucleotide messenger RNA. The record is from the annotation of a GenBank genome assembly. NCBI's taxonomy places the organism in Eukaryota, Viridiplantae, Streptophyta, Magnoliopsida, Brassicales, Brassicaceae.